AUGGCCUCAAAGGAUCACAAUGCCGAGGAGAGUCGGGUGAAUGCCACACCCCGACAACCUUCGCAAGAUCCGAUGGAUGAAAAAGCUGCUGGUAUGCACAAUGAGAUUGCUCACGAAGCGGCGGAAAGAGGUCACGUUGCCACCGACAAAUAUGGACAUGCGUUGGUGGAAUUCGACCCAAAGGUCGAGAGGAAGCUGUGCUAUAAGAUCGAUCUGUACAUCGUUCCGACCGUGGCUCUUCUCUACUUGUUCUGCUUCAUCGACCGGGCGAAUAUCGGCAAUGCUAAACUGGCGGGCUUGGAGAAGGACCUUGGCCUCAAGGGAUACGACUACAAUAUCGUCCUGACGGUGUUCUACAUCAGCUACAUCAUCUUCGAAAUCCCGGCGACGACUGCUUGCAAGUACUUCGGCCCCGGUUGGUUCAUUCCCGCAACCUCUCUCGGCUUUGGCAUCUGUUCCAUCGGGACAGCCUUUGUCCAUCACAGGGCAGCUGCGUGUGGUGUACGAUUUCUACUUGGUAUCUUUGAGGCGGGCAUGCUUCCCGGUAUUGCAUAUUACAUGUCGAGAUGGUAUCGGAGGAGCGAAUUGGCUUUCCGCCUGGCUCUCUACAUCGUCAUGGCACCGCUCGCGGGGGCCUUCGGCGGACUCCUGGCUUCGGCCAUCCUCAAACUCGACCACUUCGGCGGCCUUCACCGGUGGCGCAUGAUCUUCGCCAUCGAGGGGAUCAUCACGUGUGGUCUGGCCUUGAUCUCUUUUUUCACAUUGACCGACCGACCCGCGACGGCGCGGUGGCUCUCGCAAGAGGAAAAAGACCUGGCCAUCGCCCGGGUCAAGUCCGAACGCGUCGCGACCACCGAGGUGCUCGACAAAUUGGACGUCCCCAAGAUGGUGCGAGGCAUCUUCAGUCCCGUCACGCUCGCCGUCUCGUUCAUCUUCUUGCUCAACAACAUCACCGUCCAGGGCCUGGCCUUUUUCCUCCCGACCAUCGUCAAGACCAUCUACCCUGAAAAUUCCGUGGUGUCUCAACAACUCCACACGGUGCCGCCUUACGUGGUGGGGGCCUUUUUCACCGUCCUGAUCCCCUGGCUGUCGUGGCGCUACGACCGUCGGAACGUCUUUUUCAUCGUCUCCGCCCCCCUCAUCAUGGCGGGCUACGUCAUGUUCCUGGCCAGCGAGGCCCCUCACACCCGCUACGGCGCCACCUUUUUGAUCACGACGGGGGCCUUUUCGUUCGGUGCGCUCUGCAACGCCCAGAGUUCGGCCAACGUCGUCUCCGACACGGCACGCUCCGCCGCCAUCGGAACGACCGUCAUGUUUGGCAACGUCGGCGGGCUGAUCUCGACCUGGGGUUUCUUACCCUUUGACGGCCCCAAUUAUCACAUCGGCAACGGAUUGAACCUGGCCACUUCUUCCACCAUCUUGAUCUGCUCCAUCGGUCUCUUGUUCUGGAUGAAGGCCGACAACAGGAGACGUGAGAGGAUGGACGUGGACUCCGAGUUGGAUGGCUUGUCCACCAAGCAGGUGCAAGAUUUGGACUGGCGUCAUCCGGCUUUCAGGUGGAGGUCGUAA
This is a messenger RNA of Exophiala oligosperma, 1569 nucleotides long. RefSeq lists its product as uncharacterized. The transcript is spliced from 4 exons. The record is from RefSeq and is a predicted model, not a curated record. Gene Ontology annotation, cellular component: membrane. Gene Ontology annotation, biological process: transmembrane transport. Lineage: Eukaryota; Fungi; Ascomycota; Eurotiomycetes; Chaetothyriales; Herpotrichiellaceae. Bases 1 to 1569 code for a protein of 522 amino acids. Gene Ontology annotation, molecular function: transmembrane transporter activity.